Molecule: messenger RNA, 9651 nt
Organism: Cryptotermes secundus
Lineage: Eukaryota; Metazoa; Arthropoda; Insecta; Blattodea; Kalotermitidae
Gene: POSH
Product: E3 ubiquitin-protein ligase SH3RF1
Exons: 15
Coding region: 1215-4289 (1024 amino acids)
Biological process (GO): positive regulation of proteasomal ubiquitin-dependent protein catabolic process; protein ubiquitination; positive regulation of JNK cascade
Molecular function (GO): metal ion binding; ubiquitin protein ligase activity; protein binding
Source: RefSeq, a predicted model, not a curated record
GCGGAGGGUGGUAACAUUGAAAACAUUACAAACGAUAAGUAUGAUAAAUAUGUGAGUUAUGUGCACAAUAUAUGAAACGGAGACAAUAGAUGGUCGGUUAAAUUAUUUCUGCUCUGAACGCUGCGUGCUGGGAACGGGCUGUGGUCUUGCAUCGCAAAGCAGGUCCUACACCUGCUAGCGGAAAGCCGGAAAUGGUGAUGGGGGCGGAGGAGUGAUUGAUUCAUCUGGUUAUGGAUGUAUGUUGAAGUUAUUUUGUAUUUUUUUUUUGUUUCGUUUGUGUAUGGGAAUGCACACCAUAUAGUGAACAUGUCAGUGGCGAGAACGAAGAAGUAUAUAACAGUCUUUCUACAGCCAGUGUUGAUUACGUGACUGAUUUUAGUUCGACUCUUUAUGGAAAUGAAAGUGAUCACCCCAAGUCUUCGUCAUGGUUAUGUUGCUUUGAAAUUUUAUUAACCGAUCUUUCAAUGAAAAGUAUUUCACAUGAAGCGUCGAAGCAGUGUGUGAGCGUAUAUUUAGGGCCUUAAACCAUGAGUGAGCCUAAUUUAGUAGAUUAUUCAUUCUGUACCAUUAAUAGUUUGUAUAAAUGCAAAAGUUAAGGAGGCCUGCCAAAAAUGGCUUAUGUCCAUUUGUUUUAGACUUGUUACCGGCAUUUAAUUGAUAUUGUUGACCAUCUGCUGUCUAAAGUGAAUGGAGUUGUAGGAGUUCGAGACCUUUCUGUAGGUGCAUGGCUAGGUAGGGGUUUUGAUCGGUUCACGUUUUAAGGACUGCAUAGAAAAAGGUAUGAUAGUUUUUUUUUAAGUGAGUAGUUUCUUCUGUAAUUCCGGUAUUUGGAAUUGUUGUACAUAUAAGUCACUGGAUACAGGUUUGGAACCAAUGGGAUUAAUAGUACAUUUGCCAGUGAGGUUAGGAAUUUUUUUUGGAGACAGAAGGAAGCUCAUGUCUGAACAGAGAUGACUUGUAAAGUAGAAGGAAAACACAGCAUCGUCUUUGCAUUGUUCAGUAUAACUAUGUGAAGAUGCCCCAGUCACAGGAAUGCAGUCUGUAUUGAAGACUUUUAAAGAUAAUUUAUAGUUCACAGAAAUUACAGCUGUAAUGUACUCUUUUAUUUACAUAUGUCAAAGUAGACCAGCUUGUAAAAAAUGAUAGUAAGUAAAUUUUGGAAACGUAACUGAUUCAGAGAAACAGAUUAAUUUAACAGAGGGAAGUGCUACAGAAUGGAUGAGUGGACAUUGAAUGAUUUACUGGAAUGUUCAGUAUGCCUUGAACGGCUGGACACUUCUAGUAAAGUAUUGCCAUGUCAGCACACAUUCUGCAAGAAAUGUCUAGAGGAGAUAGUGAGUACUCACAAAGAGCUGAGAUGCCCUGAAUGUCGCAUUCUUGUAGAGAUUAAAAUAGAGGACUUGCCACCAAAUGUCCUUCUCAUGCGGAUUCUUGAAGGAAUGCGAAAUUCAGCGCCCAAGAAACGCAAUGCUCUAUCAAACCGCUUGCAAGGCGGUCCCUCCCCUGCCCCUGCUACAGUUCAGCAUAUGGCACCAAUACAACAGCAGCAGGUGGCCCUACAUGCUGCAACAAUUUCUUCUCCUGAUACCAGAGUGCACGCAGUGCCAAAGCAGCAUGUUGUACAGCCCAACCAGCCAUGUGCCAAAGCACAGUAUGAUUACUUCUCAACUGAACCAGGUGAUCUGUGUUUUAAGAAGGGUGAUAUUAUCUUGCUGCGCAAGAAAAUUGAUAACAAUUGGUACCAUGGAGAGAGCGGAGGGAAACAGGGCGUCUUUCCUCUUACAUAUGUACAGGUCAUUACACCACUGCCCAGUCAUGUUCCCCAAUGUAAGGCCCUUUAUGACUUUCGAAUGACAAAUGAUGAUGAAGAAGGCUGCCUAACUUUUAACAAGGGUGAAGUUAUUACAGUAAUCCGUCGCGUUGAUGAGAAUUGGGCAGAAGGGAAGCUUGGAGACCGUAUUGGAAUUUUUCCUUUGGCUUUUGUUGAGCUGAACAGUGUGGCAAGAGCUCUUAUGAAGCUUUCUACAAACUCCCAACCUGGACCCUCGCGAGUUGCUCCACCUACACCAACUUCUGAAGACACCACUCCACUGAUUCCAACAGACCACACCCGCACUGUUGCCAAUUCUCUCACAUCCCGUCAACAGCAGCAGCAGCAGCAGCAGCAGCAUGGGACUGCAGCAAAUCUAGGAAAUGUAAGUGGCAAUGCUACAGCUGUUAUGCCAUCAUCUCAGCUGACACACCAGCAUCAGAUUUCCAACACAAACCUUACGGUAGGCAGUAGUGGUAGCAACAUCCCUGUCCCAGUGACGACUUCAGAUUCAAGUUCAACCCCAUCAUCAGCCUCGUCUUCGACAACGCCUAACAUGUCAUCGAGCAACACUUCGUCUAGCUCCAGCACAGCUCCAUCAUCUCCUACGUCUCCUCCCCCACCACGGAUACCAGUUCCAGUCAUCACUCCUCCUCCCCACAAUGUUGUGACUCCACCUCCUCCCAGGCCAGCACACAAUCCUAACAUAUCCCCACCUCAUGCCCUUCCUCCACAUCAUGGCACACCUGGUCAUCAUGCCCCUUCUGCACAGCACAGAGAGAAACGUCACAGCUUUAGUGUGCUGCACACAGGACAUCACCACCAGACUUCUCACAGGCACUCUGCUGAGAUUUUGAGCCCUACUGAAACAUCACAAGAUUGUCUUAGCCCAGAACACACCCUGCAGUCACAGGUGGGUGGUAGUGGCGAACUAGUUCAGCGGCAAGGUAGCCAGCAACAUCGACGAUCAGGAAGUAGUGACACAACAGCACCAAUGGUAGGCAGUGGAUUGACUCCACCACCCCCACAAGGAGCACCACACCACAUCCCAACUACUCAGUUGCCUGCAGCAUACAUCGCACUCUACCCAUACAAGCCCCACAAAGCUGACGAACUGGAACUGAAGAAGGGUGCAAUAUAUACAGUUACUGAGAGGUGUCAGGAUGGUUGGUUCAAAGGCACCUCCAGUCGUGCGCAGAAAUGUGGAGUUUUUCCUGGAAAUUAUGUUACACCUAUCAGGUCCCUAACAGCUGGACAGGCACAGUUGCUUGGUCUUACACGAGGUCCCAACAGCUCAUCCACAUCACCACAACAGGGAACCAUAUCUGGUAGUGGCAGCUGUAGUGGUUCCCCGCGCAACAAUCCUGCAACAUCAACUCCACCUCUUGAACCACGCAGUUUCACUCGUGGUGGCAGCAGUAAGCAGGGAUCGUCCCCCCACGUAUACAGUCCUCGUAAUAGUCAGCAGAGUCACAGCAUCACCACUAGUGCAAUUACAUCACAGAUUCCUCCUGAGCUUCCUCCCCGGUCAUGCAGCCCUUCCCUCUCCUUGUCCCAUCAACAUGGUUCCCCGUCCAUAUCAUCAUCAUCAUCAUUGCAUCAUGGUUCUGCUAUCUCUUCAUCUUGGCAUGGACAACACCCUCAGCAGUCUGGGACAUUUGGGUCAGAACUGACUUCCAGCUCCACCCCAGUCACUCUUGGUCGCAGCCAUAGUGCAGUUAUGGCAACCGGCAGUACUGCGACUCAUAGCUUUGAUACUACGAGCAGUACGUUGGGUCGCAGCAGUGGUGGCCACAUGUCAACUACUGUUGCACCACCACCAAAUGUUUCAGUUACAGCCAUGAGCAGUAGACCAUCGGAUAAGGCUAAAGAAAAGAAAGCAAAAGGAGGACUUAUGAGUCGUUUCACCAGCAUCAAGAAGUCCAAAUCCCCACCGCCCGCUACGUAUUCUAUGGACAAUCCAGUGUUUGAUGAUGGAGGAGUGGCAGUGAGUCCUCAGCACCCUGUGCAUGUCAGGUCUGGCUCGUGUCCCAGUCAGCUUCUACAGGUUCUUCCACUAGAUGGUAGUACCGCACAUCAUCGCCUCUUUGGCUCUUCUGCUUCUUCGGGCUCACAGAGAAUUAAACAUAAAGAACAGCGACCCAAUGUAGUCAUGGCUAAUCUGGCCCACUUCGGAAGGUCGAGUGACGGUAGUGCCUCUGGCAGCAGUGGAAAUCAUCGCAAGUCAAACUCGUUAGAUGCAGGCAGUGCUGGAGAUGGUGGUGGAGGAAGGAAGACAAAUAAGCCCCUUUUCCCACCUGUAAGGGAAAGAUUCCGCUGCAUUGUGCCUUAUCCUCCAAACAGUGAAGUUGAACUAGAACUGUGGGUUGGAGAUAUCAUUUAUGUACACAAGAAACGUGAGGAUGGCUGGUACAAGGGCACACAACAACGAACAGGCCGUACUGGACUGUUCCCAGCAAGUUUUGUGGAAGGUUGCUGAGAUUCCCCACCAUGCAUGAUGGAAUCUUGCAUCUAACCCAGCCAAGCAGCCAACAACGAGUGAAAUGCGUCAAAGCUCUCUGAAAGGGUUGUGGAGGUGUGAUGAAGUCAUGCAUUGGGUUUUGAAAUGAACAAAUAGUGAUUAAAGAAAUCCUUAUUUUUACAGGUACCAUGUUUUGAGAAGAUCAUCACAUGGAUUACAUCUCUGCAGUCUCACAGUGAUAUGCAGAUCCCUGGCUCUGCCUUCUGUAACAUUAUAACCCCAAGCUCAGGAGGAAGAAUGUAGCACUGGUGUCACAUCUUCAUUUCAACUGCAAACGUAGUCACUAGCUUGCAGUGGUGAAAGCAAUUACAAUUAUGUCUAGUGAUGGAAAGAACUGUCAAUUGAUCCACUUGCAAAGCAGAUAUUGCUUAUGGUUUCAUAUCAGGUUAAUAAACCAAGCUUUACUUUAGACUUCUAAUUAUUGCAGAUUAAGAACCAAAUGAUGUCUGAUCAUGAACUCCCUAACCAGAGCUGGGGAAAUACUUUUGAGCUUAGAGGUUCAGGUGAAUGGUGGACCAUAGUUCUUAAGAGCAUUUGAAUAUUACGACCAAAUUUUUAAUUGAUAUGUCAAUGUUUAUCUUAACAAAAGUUAUAAAUAAUAAUGUUUAUCCUACAUAAAUUUGUAUGUUUAUGAUACAAGUGUGGAAGUUUUGUAAGGGUAUUGCCAACACCUUCCACAUCUUCUAUUUGCAUCAUUUUAUCUACUCUGAUCCCGCAAGUUAUCUGUACUACUGUCACUGACACACAGGGUUACAGUUUGAGCCAGUGGACAGUGAUAACUACAGGAGACAAUAAGUAUUGUUUUCUAAGUAGAAGUGUGAUCAGUUUCUGAAUUUUAAACAUACUAUGCAGAAAUUUCGUUCAUUUAUAUUAGUGUUUAUAUCUGUAAAACAGGAUUGCGAUUUCAUCAUGGGAAUUUGUGUCAUAAUAAAUUUACAUUGUGAAUAUUUGCAAUGAAAGCAACUUGUAUUUAUCUAAUAUUUUUGUAUAAAAUACAAGCAUUAGUCAGCAGUAUGAAUAAGGACUUCAAGAUGUGUAUACAUUUUGUGUUUGAAUUGAAUAACUUGCCAGUAAUUCAAUUGUGAGUGCAUAUAAGGGUAAUUUCUUUUCUUUGCAUGUUUUAAAGUAAUGUUAUUACUUCCAUCUUUCAACUUAAUAGUAGUUCUAGUUACCGAAUUUCUUCCAAAGAUGUCAUUGUAUAUAUAAAUGUGAAGAUUUUGUUAGUAUAAAUGAGAAAUUAACUUUUAAAAUUAACACAACGUGACAGCAUGUUUGUGAUUGAAAUACAGAUGGAAUGUUGCAGUAUUUUUUUGUUAUAUUUGUAGGAUUUUAUAGCUCCUCUCACAUUUUCUUCUACUUGCUCAUCACAUAUUUUACCAGCCUGUGAUUUAGGACAUAUAUUUUUUCCUCAUUUCUUUGUUGUCUCCAAAAUAAAUCACCAUGUACAUGUUCUUUAUAUACUGCAGUGGGUUGUAAGUUCUUACAGUCAGAUAAAUAUGGUAGUUGGAUUUAUAUAGUUCUGCUUACAUUGAUGCUAAUAUAUACAGGAGAUUGAAUUUUUAGAGUUAUAAAUCUGUGUUUUUUUUGCAUUUCUUGAUAAGGUAGACCGGUUUAGUGACUAUGGAUGUGCGAAUGUAUAUAUGUGUUUCAAAAUGUUUCUGUCACAAUCUGCAUUAAAAGGCAGAGCACUGGGCAUGGUGUGAAUGUGGCAGAUCAUCUAUAUUUAUCACUGUGUUCAUGCACUAGUAAGGAAUUUGGGCGAGUGACUGCAUUGCCAGUCUUGCUCUGUUCUGACAUUACCCAGUCUGGGUUCACCCCCCUGCCUGAGCCGAUUAUUGGACCAUGUGCAUUAGAAGACAAGAGAAAUGUUUCCUGUCCUCUUGUUUCAUUGUAACACUAAUGCACUCCUACCCCCAGCCUGACCUUUCUGUUGUCAGUUCACUAUACAGCCAGCAGCCAAAGGCAUUGAAAUAUCACAUCCAUUAGUUUUUUAUAAUUAUUAUAUUGACAUCAUGUCAAGGGCAGGACGACCAGUUUUUGGCAUGCGAAUGGUCUUAGAGAAAUGGUAUAGUUGGUGGAUGAUGGCAGUCAGUGAAAGCUUCAUGACCAUUGCUGUGAGAAAUAGAUCCUAUAGAUUCUGUUUUUUCUUCAGGUGAACACAGUAUAAAAGAAAACUUCAUCUGUUGGGCCCUUCAGUAGAGCUACUUUCAAACCAAGGUCACCAGCAAGAUUUAGAAAUUGAAAGCAAAUACCGUUUAAUGCCAAAGACCAUCUACAGGGAAAAGCUUGAAACUAUUCCAGUUGAAACAGAAAUCAUCUGUGGGAGAUAAGCCACUCCUAUUUCAUUUUGGAAUGUAAAAGAAUUAAACCGAAUAAAUUGCACUACACCAAUAAAAUUAGCAUACAGACCAGCAACUUAUUACAUUAACAUAAAUACUGAGCCAAAUGGAUAUUACUGUAAAGACAGCUUUGUGUUAAUGCAUAUAAUGAGUUGAAGUGUUGAUAUUCCAUAUAUUGUAUUAUGCACAAUAGAUACAUAUUGAUUACAGUGCAAGUGCAGUUGGUUACCUAACCCUUUAUAAUUCUAAUCCUAAUUGCUGGACAUGUAUUACUGAUUUUGUGGUGAAAAGUUGAACUUCCAUCUGUGAAAUCCAAAUGUGGUGAUCCUGCAUGUGAUGGCCAUUGCAGUUGAUACCACUCUUUUUUAAGUUUAUUUUUCAGAAUGUUCAUGAGUAGCUGCAUCACUGGUGGCUUCUCAAGAAGGGUUCAGCUGUUAUGUUUCAGAAUAUCCCCCCUCCCUCUGUUAUAAUUGUUACGCCUUUUACAGAUAUCAGUUUGAAGGUUAGUGCACUUUAUGAAAAUUUUUUUUGAAAAGUGCACUUUCUGUAUAAUAGGGUUGUGAAGUAAAAUAUCAUAGUUUUCUUCAAUUCCUUUUUAAUUUAAAUUCAAAUAGAUUUAUAAAACAUGUGCAUCUCUAUCCUUGGCAUAAAUAUUGUUUUUGCAUUGAAGUAUUGUCUUCUCAUCCAUGCUUACUACAUUUUCAUGAAAGUAUUAAGCAUCUCAGUGUUAACAUUCACUGCCAUACUCCCAUGCUGGGAUUUUACUGACUGAGGCAUCUGCGUUUCCAUGAACUUAACCACAUUCAAAAUGGGAACAAAAGAAUACAAGUGAAAAACAGUUGACAGUCACUGUGUAUGUCUACUCUUUCAGGCUUCAAUAAGUUAUGCUGAAAGUUUCUCUGCAUUUUGUGAUGGAUGGGAGGGCACGACACUUUGUCAUCUGUAUAUUUGAGUGUACUGUGUUCAUCAACAUCGAUUUUCAGGAAACUUGGUUUGAAUCCGGGGGGUCAGCUGUAGUUUAAGUGUGGCUUAGAACAAAACACAUUCUGAAAUAUCACUUUGCAAGUAAGGUAAACCUAUGGAAGCAUGUGGAGAUAGUGCAACUCAAUGCAGAGACUAAGAACAGAGAAUUAUCUAAUUUUCAUCCAGAAGUGAGGGUGGAACACCAAUACUCAGGUGACAAAAUAUGUACACAUUGGGAACAGUCUGUUACUUGAUGGGAUCAGCACUGGUGUGCAGUAAACUGAAACCAAUCACAUGAUAGCAUCAGCGGUGAAUGUGUUAAGUGGGAUACAUUUUAUUCUUUACUUUCGUGGAGAGUGGUGCAGGAAAAUUAUGUUUCUUGUUGACCCACUAUGUACUAAUAAUGAGCUUGUAGGCACAGCCAAAAGCUGAAAAGCCACCUGAUGAGUCUGUCUCAACCUUUUCAAGUUAGUUUUAUCUCUUGGGCAUUUACAUACAAUUCCAGGGUACUGAAGGUUUUUGCUCAGAGAUGGUCUCAGGGGUUGAUGAGUAGUCAGAUGUUUAAAAUGAACACAUUAUGCCCCUUUAUUACAGUUUGACACAUACCAUGUCAACAUUAUAUCAUUACAUAUUUAAAUAUUUGUAUACUGCCGUAAUUCACAAUUUCUGUAUGAUGUGUAUAUACCAAACUUGUAAUCAUUUCUCACAUUUAUAAAUAUCCAUUUACCUUAGGGUUUUUUUUAGGUAGGUUGUUAUUAUAAGAACUUUCAGAGCAAGUAGUUCUGAUGUCACAGAUGGAAAUGUCAGAACUGAAGAAUUUGCAACUGCCAUUUCUGUAUUUAAGAAGUUGAUAUUCAAGGAUCAGUUAGAAAGUAACUACAGACAGUCUAAGCAGGGCAGCGUUUGUUAUUAUACCAUCACCAUAAAGAUCUAAUGCAGAACUGGUAUCAAUUAUGAUAGGACCAGAAGAUAGUAUUAAACGACAGUGUUCCAGUCAGUAUUACACCAUCAGCCUUUGCUAAGAAAUUGUGCUAAUUUUAUCAAGCUGUCUUUCUAGAACUUCUCACUUUUAUAGUUUGUAUAUUCAGCAGAAAAUCAUGAUUUCAGAGUGACCCUCAAGGCUUAAAACUUGUAAGGGUGGAUCAGUGGAAAAGGUAUUUUGUUUAUACCUUAGCUAGAGACGGAAUUGUGAAAUUGGUGGCAUUACUUUCAAACUGACCCUUGUGUAAUAUAUUAUAUGUAUAUAUAUAUCUUCAGAUUUUCAGCACUAAUAUACCAAAUUAAUUUGCUGCAUUUCUUUAUAAAAUAUUAAGAUGGUGUUAAUUCUGUGUUUUUGUUUAUUAGGCACAAGUGACACUGUUUUCCUUUAGAUUGUCGUCGGAGUUGCAACACUAUGUAAUUUUGGCCUGGUGCCGGACUCCUGUCCCUGUAUUGUGGAUGAAGACAGAGACAGUGUGUUACUCCAAAACAUUGACAUCCACAUACAAUACUGUGUUAGACCACAAAUUAAACAGUCACUACCAUGAAAACCUCAAAACUAAUAUGUUUUUCUUUCUUUUAUCUGAGCUGUGAUGUAAAACAGAAAUGUCAGGUUGACAUGACUGUAAUAAGAAUACUCAGAACUGAUUCUGUUUGCAGUAUGUAAGAACUUGGAAUGCAUAAACUGAAUUGAAGAAGGAACACAGGCAAAAUUUAGUCAGCCUGUAUCAUUGCUUUGUGUUACAGUUUAACAUGUGAUGUUAAGUUCAGUGUUCUUCAAGAUACUGAAGUAAUACCGACUUGAAAUAUCUGCAGAUGCUGGCUGCAGAAUUCUUUGGCAAAGAUCAUUGAGUUCAGAAUACAAUAUACUUAUUUAACCCCUUCAGCCCCUCGUUUUUAAGCACUGAUAUACCUUUUAAGAGUAGAUUUUUUUAAUGGUGUUGGAAAUAUCAAAACCAGUAUUUCAGGUUUUACAUACAUACCUGAAGUAUUAGAAUAUUUCUGAUUAUUCUCUUGAUUUGUGUUCAUUGAACAGCCAU